UUUGUUUCCAAGGGUGGGAGAGGUCUGAGGUGUGAAUGGUCAUUAACAUAUCUUUUGUUUCCAAGGAGUGGGAGAGGUCUGAGGUGUGAAUUGGUCAUUAACAUAUCUUUUGUUUCCAAGGGUGGGAGAGGUCUGAGGUGUGAAUGGUCAUUAACAUAUCUUUUGUUUCCAAGAGUGGGAGAGGUCUGAGGUGUGAAUGGUCAUUAACAUAUCUUUUGUUUCCAAGGGUGGGAGAGGUCUGAGGUGUGAAUGGUCAUUAACAUAUCUUUUGUUUCCAAGGGUAGGAGAGGUCUGAGGUGUGAA
This is a messenger RNA of Staurois parvus, 303 nucleotides long. The record is from the annotation of a GenBank genome assembly. Lineage: Eukaryota; Metazoa; Chordata; Amphibia; Anura; Ranidae.